UGGAUUCCGGAAGGGGCGGCGAGUGCGAGGGGAGGGCCGUGCGUGUGGGAGAUGUCCGGAAGCGGCCGCGCUGGCGCGUCCAAGAGGAAAAGGAAUUGGCGUGUAGAGCACCCAUCCUUUCUAGAAGAGAGGCCACAGCAGUCGAGAAGAGCAAAUUUGAAGACAGUGGAAGCAGCUGCCUCUCUCUCUAAAGCAUGGCUCAAGUGUGGAGAAGGAUUUCAGGACACUUCUGAGACCCUGUCACUAGCAAGUGAAAAGACAGCUAUUACUGGAAAGUCCCUGGAAUUAUCUUCAAGUCCAAAGAAAGCAGAAACAGCAGGUGAGAGUCCUAGUGAGGUGGCAGAUAUCACAUGGAGUUCGAGUGGAAGUGAUUUCUCAGACGAAGAUAAGACCCUCCCUCAAUUACAGAGAGAUGGACGUGGCUAUGUCGCAGACAGGUUUUGUAGCAGGAUGAUUUCAUGUCCAGAAGAUGGAGCCACUGAAGAUGAAUUACAGUUUAUUGACUGGGAGAUCAACAGUGACAUGGAAGAUCCUGGGGGGCCAAGUGAAUGUGACGAUGGUGAGGGGGCCGUGGACAUCUCGGAUUGUGCUUCUUGUGCAAGCAGUCAUUCUUUGACAAACGAUGACAGGCUCUGUGAGCCCCCUGAGCCAAUUUCUACAGAAAUUGUGGAGUAUUCAUCAGAUAGUGACAAAGAAGAUGACCUAGAGAAUGCCCUCUUCAUUGAUUCAGAAUCCCCUCACAAAUACCAGAUGGAUUUUAAAUCAGAUGCAAGACAGUCUUUGAACAGACAGACUGACUCAGGGGCAAAUUCAACUGAGCCUGUAUUGAGCACACCCCAGAAAUAUACAGCCAAUUUUCCCAAGACUCCAGAAAAUUCAGCAACAAAGAAGAAGCUCUUAAGAGGUGGACUAGCAGAAAGACUAAAAGAACUGCAGAAUCGAGAGAGAUCUGCCAUUUCUUUGUGGAGACAUCGAUGUGUUUCUUACCAAAUAACAUCGUUAGGCAGAAAAUCUGGUGUAUUAACUGUGAAAAUUCUAGAGCUACAUGAGGAAUGCACCAUGCAAGUUGCAGUGUGUAAGCAGCUAGCAGGGCCACCAGCCAGCCCUCCCAGGGGAAUAGCUCCUAGACUUGGGGCCUGCCUGAAGGUUCUCUUUACCAGAGAGACUGCAGACCACCUGAGGGGGCAUCCCCAGGACAUCAUUUACAUCUUCCCUCCUUGGCAGAAACUUCUUAUCCCAAACGGAACUUGCUCUAUUAUUCUGAAUACUUAUUUUUGUCAGAAGGCUAUUGCAAAAGAAACAAUGCAUGAAGUAUACUGUCAGGACACAUCUCACCCAAGAAGAAAUAUAACUUUGGCUCAGAUGUUUAGAAUUGAAGACAUAACAAGUAGUUCAUCCAGAAGUCAGAUUACAUGUAGUGGUCUGACCACCACUGGCACAGGCUGGACCCACGGCCAUGACAAGGCAGAGCUACAUCUUGCAGUUGGUGCUCCCCUGAAGGAUUCUCUUCUGGACAUUGUGGAAAGCCAAAGAGCAGGCCCAUGGUCUGGAGUUGGGGUCCGAGUAGUAGUGCAGAGGGUUUAUUCCCUUCUUAGCGGAGACGGUGCCAGGAGCCAACAAGGGCACACAGUGGGGCAUGAAGAUUCACCUGGAGCAUGGUCCUGCCUUUUAGUGCAGGAUGCCUGCGGGAUGUUCGGUGAAGUAUACUUGGACGGCACCCUCUGGAAGAACAUACAGUUAGAAGGGAGGUCCUGCUGCAUGGCGGGAAUGAGGGCUGUACAGAAGACCACAAGAGGAAGGACACCAGGGCUCUUCAGUUUAAUUGACACCAUGUGGCCCCCAGUGAUGCCUCUGGCUGAGCCUUCCUGUGGUGAGCCCAGUGAAGAGAUGAAGACUUGCCUGCCUCCUCCUACCUUCUGUUAUAUAUUCUCUGUGCAUCCGAGCCUGGGACACGUCGAUGCAAUUGAAGGGGACCCCAUUUCUGAGCUCUAUCGGCCUCCAGUUGUCCACUGCUUACGAGAAAUCCUCCAGACUGAUGGGCAUGGCACGCGCUGUAGCUUCUAUGGCAGAGUGAUUUAUCAAAGACCACAGCUAAAGAAUCUUUUGGCACAAAAGGAAAUCUGGCUGCUGGUGACUGAUAUCACCCUACAAAUACAGGAUGAAAGGGACCAUUACCUUCCCAAAACCCUGCCGAUCUAUGUAACUCCCUCAUGUGUGCUGGGCCCAGAAGUUUUAGAAGGACUCACCAUGGCUGUGCCUCAUAACAUACUCUUCAGGGAUGCCCUCCGAGACAAGGGUCAGAUUGUUUGUGUUGAGCGGACAGUCCUCCUACCCCAGAAAUCCCUCUUGUAUGUGCCUUCUGGUGCUAGUUCCUGUGACCUGCCUGGCCCAGUGAUACUGGAUGAACUGGGCUCCCUCACGCCUGUCAACUCCAUUUGCAGUGUGCAAGGUGCUGUGGUUGAUAUAGAUGAGAGCACUGCUUUUUCAUGGCCUGUGUGUGACCGGUGUGGCAAUGGGAGAUUGGAACAGAAGCCAGAAGAUGGCUCUUCCUGUCCUUAAAAGUGUAGAACUGAGCUUUGUACUUAGCUCCUUCAUUAUUAGGAGAAGAAAGAAUAAGUACAAAUGUGAACAGGUAGGACACGCUGCAUGGCAUGUCUAGGACCCCUGCACUUUCCCAGGAGACAGUGAGCAGCUGCAUGGCAUGUCUAGGACUCCUGCAGACUUUCCUGGGGACAGUGAGCAGCUGCAUGGCAUGUCUAGGACUCCUGCAGACUUUCCUGGGGACAGUGAACAGCUGCAUGGCAUGUCCAAGACUCCUGCAGACUUUCCCAGGAGACAGUGAGCAGCUGCAUGGCAUGUCUAGGACUCCUGCAGACUUUCCUGGGGACAGUGAACAGCUGCAUGGCAUGUCUAGGACUCCUGCAGACUUUCCCAGGAGACAGUGAGCAGCUGCAUGGCAUGUCUAGGACUCCUGCAGACUUUCCUGGGGACAGUGAACAGCUGCAUGGCAUGUCUAGGACUCCUGCAGACUUUCCCGGGGACAGUGAGCAGCUGCAUGGCAUGUCUAGGACUCCUGCAGACUUUCCCAGGAGACAGUGAGCAGCUACAUGGCAUGUCUAGGACUCCUGCAGACUUUCCCGGGGACAGUGAGCAGCUGCAUGGCAUGUCUAGGACUCCUGCAGACUUUCCCAGGAGACAGUGAGCAGCUGCACGGCAUGUCUAGGAUUUCUGCAGACUUUCCCGGGGACAGUGAGCAGCUGUCGGUAGACACCCCUCUGCUGCCCACUUUUCUUACCCUCCUAGGCUGAGGUCAAGGCUAACUAUUUGUUUUGGUUAUGGUUUCUGUGUUGUGAUGAAACACCAUGACCAAAAAUAAGCUGAAGAGAAAAGGGUUUGCUUGGAUUACACAUUGUAGUACAUCACUGAAGGAAUUCAGGACAGGAACCCAAGCAGGGAAGGAACCUGGAGACAGGAGCUGAUACAGGGGACUGAUGUUUACUGGGUUGCUCCCCAUGGUUUGCUCACCCUGCUUUCUUACAGAAUCCAGAACCAUCAGCUCAGGGUUGGCACAGACAGCAAUGGACUAAGCAUCAGUCACUAGUUAAAAUGCCCUUCUGCCUGCAGCCUAGUCUUGGGAGGCAUUUUCUCACUUGAGGCUCCCUCCUCUCAGAUGACUAGUUUGUAUCAUGUUAUCAUACAGCUAGCCAAGCACAGUGUCAGAACUGUUGGUGUCUCUGGAGUUGCUUCUCUGCCUCCUGGUGGACUGUGUCACAGGACAGACCAAAGAGUGUCCUCAUCACUUGUUUCCUAGAAGCCAAGAGCAUGGCUGAGAGACAUUCAGCAGUUCAGAGCAUGGGCUACCUCAGAGGACCAGGCUGGGUUCCCAGGACCCACAUGGCAGCUCACAAAUGUCUGAUGCUCUUUUCUGGCUUCUUCGAGUGCCAGGGGUGUACAUGGUAGACAGAAUACAUACAGGCAAAACAGCCAUAUACAUAAAAUAAUUUUAAUUAUUCUUUUUUAAAAGAAGCAAAGAACAUAUAUCUUCUUGGUGCCUACUGGCUUGCUGGCCUUGUGUGUACACAAGUCACUUCUAGAUUAUGUCAAAGAAGCAUGGGUCCAUGUGAAGUCAGUGUGGGAGUGAAGAUACCAGGGUUGAUGAUUAAGCUUGUCCUGACAGAGGGUGAAAACCCCAUUCCCUGACCUUCACUCCCUAGAAGACUACCUUCCCCCCAUGCUCCUCAUGAAUAAUGCGUCUUCAGCUUCCAACUGUUAAUCCAUCAGAACAGUCCAGUCCCUGGCUGCUUCUAAUAAUUUAAUUCUGACAGCAAAAUUUCUGCCACUUAACAACUGUGUUUAGAGAAUUCUCUCUUUGCUGGAGAACUCUUCUGAUAUGUCCCUCCCUUGUUGCUUACGUUCCCCAUGUUCCUUCACACAACAGAGGCUCCUUCUCCUGUGGGGACUGUUUGCAACUGGUUGUGUCCCCUCUUCAAAAGAGGCAACUGCACGUCUUUCUGGACUGUCCCACGAGACCCAAGAGUACUGUGAAGG
Peromyscus californicus insignis is the source of this 4548-nucleotide messenger RNA. RefSeq names its product scaffold protein involved in DNA repair (gene Spidr). Gene Ontology annotation, biological process: double-strand break repair via homologous recombination; regulation of establishment of protein localization to chromosome. Gene Ontology annotation, cellular component: nucleoplasm; nuclear chromosome. The transcript has 18 exons. The record is from RefSeq and is a predicted model, not a curated record. Lineage: Eukaryota; Metazoa; Chordata; Mammalia; Rodentia; Cricetidae. The coding region runs from base 52 to 2559 and encodes 835 amino acids.